This is a messenger RNA of Anarrhichthys ocellatus (wolf-eel), 2666 nucleotides long. RefSeq names its product insulin-like growth factor binding protein, acid labile subunit (gene igfals). The record is from RefSeq and is a predicted model, not a curated record. Gene Ontology annotation, molecular function: insulin-like growth factor binding. The coding region runs from base 78 to 1811 and encodes 577 amino acids. Lineage: Eukaryota; Metazoa; Chordata; Actinopteri; Perciformes; Anarhichadidae. Gene Ontology annotation, cellular component: insulin-like growth factor ternary complex; extracellular matrix. The transcript has 2 exons.
CAAUUGCACAAGGUUCAGUCAUUCAGUGCUUCACAGCCUGUCCGCCUUGAAUCAAGACCUCUCAUACUCAAGCCGGUAUGCAAACCAUUGUGCUGUUGGUGUUGUGGGUACUGGGAACAUCACUGGUGUUGCCAGACCCCGACACAGCUGGAGAGAAAGUGGCCGAAGAUCCCAUUCCAUGUUCUAAAGGAUGCACCUGUCUGCAUGAUGACUACAGCUUGGAGCUCAACAUGUACUGUAGUGCUCGUAACCUCACACAAGUCCCAUUGGACAUGCCCGUCUCUACUCAUUCCCUCUGGCUGGAUGGCAACCUGUUCACCUCCCUCCCAGCGUCGUCUUUUAAGGAUCUGUCUAACCUGGACUUUUUGAAUCUGCAGAGUGGCGAGCUGGUGACACUUGACCCUCAGGCUUUUAAAGGACUUCCGUCGCUUGCACACAUUCACCUUGAGCGAAAUCGCCUCCGGGUGUUACCAGGUACGAUCUUCCAGAAUACACCCAACAUAGCCGCAAUUAGUCUGCAUAACAACCAACUCACUCGUCUUGAAGAAAGACUGUUUGCAGGACUCUCACACAUGUGGCUUCUAAACCUAGGGUGGAACUCAUUAGCAGUUUUACCUGAGACAGCUUUCCACGACCUGCAAGGUCUGCGGGAGCUUGUUCUCGCAGGGAAUAGACUCGCUUACCUGCAGCCACAGCUUCUCCAAAAUCUUGCUGAGCUUAAAGAGUUGGAUCUGACUGGAAAUCACCUCAAGGUCAUCAAAGCUAAUGUGUUUGUUAAACUAACUAAACUGCAAAAGCUCUACCUGGCCCAGAAUCAGAUUGUGACAGUGGCACCCAGAGCCUUUGUAGGCAUGAAGUCACUACGAUGGAUGGAUCUCACAAACAACAGACUGACUGCUCUCCAUGACGACACUUUCUUGGGCCUGCAUAGUCUUCACGUGCUGCGUCUUUCCAACAACUCAAUCACUGGAAUCAGGCCCAGGACUUUCCGUGACCUGCAGUAUUUAGAAGAGCUGCGACUCAGCCACAACAGGAUCCGAGCCCUGGGGGAAAGGAUCUUCGAGGGGCUUGGUCAUCUGGAGGUUCUAGAGCUAGAGCACAACCAAGUGCAGGAGGCACAAGUGGGUAGUUUCACUGGGCUCUCUCAUAUUGCUGUCAUCAACUUGUCUGGAAGUUGCUUCCACAUUCUGCCCGACCAAAUGUUCAAAGGUCUGUCAAAGCUUCACAGCCUUCAUCUGGACAGAGGUUGCCUAGCAAGAGUCACAACUCAAGCUUUCACUGGACUCUCUGGUUUACGGAGGCUUUUCUUGCAACACAACAACAUCUCUGAGGUAGAACACCAGAGUUUUGCUGACCUGGUGGGCCUAUCGGGACUGGACUUGAGUUUCAACAAGUUGGAGGUUCUAACAACCCAUACAUUCUCUGGCCUUAAGAAUUUGGAGUACUUGCUGUUGUCCAACAACGAAUGUCGACAAUUUUUGCAGAAUGGCACAACGCAGCUACUCCCAAGACUACGCUAUCUGGACCUGAGAGAUAAUACCUUGACAAGCAUGGUCCCUGAUUUUCCAGAGAGUAUGGAAAAACUUUUGCUAUCUUGGAACCGGUGGAAAUGCGAUUGCAGUGCCCUCCCACUCAGAAACUACAGCUUGAGGAAUCCAUCGGUGAUUCCUCGGCAGGUGGAGACUCACGCAGAGGGUGAAGAGCCCGACACAACCAUCACCAUAUUCAACAACAUUACAUGCACCAGCCCACCGCGUCUAGUUGGUCAGGACCUGCGAGAUAUAGACAGCGAACUCUUCCAAAGCUGCUAAACAAACACGCACAGAUGUGUUAAGGGAUCUGGUUGGUGUAAUCUGUAAUAGUUUCAACAAUGUACAGUAUAUGCUUCCAGUUUCUCAUUUCAAGAUUUUAAAUUGUAAUACGAAUGCAUGAUUCAGGUUCCACAUUUACUGUUUACAGAUAAAUGUUGUCAUCUGUAGCCUUUAGAUAAAAUGGAUCCAAAAUAUUUUAAAGAUGCUAUGAAUUCCUUUCAAUGAAAAGAUAAACAGACAUAUUUUGCUUUAACUACAUGCAACUGCAGCAGGCACAUUGUUGACUCUCUGCAGAGAAGGGAGAAAUUAAAGGAGUUUGUCUCAAUCCACCUCAAAUGCUUUAAGAUGAUUUAGUUUAUAUUUAGGAGUAUGAUCGACGGCACAAACCUCUACCAAUCAGAUUACCCGGAGGGGUUGUUUGACAUGGAAACAUGUUGAGGUAUAGCUUUAAUGCAUUUUUAAAAUCUUUUGAUAUAUUCUAAAAUAUAUUUUAGAUAUCCCUUCAUGUCAUUGAACAUGCCUUUUUCAUGAGCAUUUUGGGACAAUUUAAAUAGGGAGCAGGUAAAACCAUGGCAUAUAGGCCUACAAUUUGAAAUGAAAAACUGAAAUGGCAUUUUCCAAAAUUUUAAGUUCAGCCCAUUAAGCUACAGUAUGAAUCCCAAUUUGGUCGAUAAUUCACGUGAUUGGGCAAACAUUACCGGCAGGAAGACAUAUCUGUACAGCUCAGAAACUAAAAUGUCUUCAAGAUGUGUGUAUUACUUGGUGUAGUAAUGAUCCAUGUUUGUCACUUAAAUACACUGUUGGGAAAUCGUCUUCAACGCACAAUAAAUGUUUUAAAACAUGUAUGCCUUCACU